AGCUCAACUCAUCUUAGGAGAAACCCAUUUUCUGCUUCUGCUUUCUCCUUCAGUUUCAAGUUCGCCUCCUCCAUUUUGAGUCCAUAUGUUUGAAAGAAAGCAUCUACAAUCUUCAAUCACCUUCAGAAGGUAAGUCUCAUUUACCUAUUGGGUUUUAUUUCGCUAAUCUCUCAAAAUAAUCUUCAAGGAUGAAACUAUCGUGAUACGUUCGGGUGUGUCUGCUGCAAAUGGAAAGAGUUUCGAAGUACGCAUUUUGAUAGAAGAGGGGAAACAAGAUAUUGGGUAAGUUCUUGAGGGAAAAUAGGGGUUUUGAAGCUAGGAGUCUGCAAUGGAAGGAGGUUUAGGCCAAAACUCUGUUCCUUCAUCAAGUUCUUCUGACAAGUCCAUGAUUUUGGAUGUUAAACCUCUGCGUUGCUUGCUACCAAUUUUCCCGAUGUCAUCUCAAGGUCCUUCUUCUGGCCAGUAUCCUUCUGGGUUUGCUCCUUUCUUCCCCUUUGGUGGACCUCAAGAAUCUCAUGCAUGGACUGAUCUUAACCAGCAUGCUCCUCCUUCUGGAGAUGUUCCGAUGCCUACUCCAAUCCGAACAGUCAGAAGCCCUUUAGAUUCUAUUCCAUCAAAACGUGGAGCACCGCAUGGGAGCAGCUCAAAAUCAUCCCAAAGAAAGACUAAGAAGAGCCAAGAAUCACAAAUGGAUUUAUGUUCUAUAGUUGGUAUUAGCCCUGACCAGCAAACUGAUGGUGACCGGGAAGUGGUUAAUCUUGUGCUCAGGGAGUUUGAUGCGCUUCGAAGAAGAAUUAGCCAGCUUGAAGAUGCCAAGCGUGGAGAUUUAAGAGCUGGCAAUAUAUUGAUGACCGAAGGCGUUCGAACAAACAUGACGAAGAGAGUAGGUGUCGUUCCUGGGGUUGAGAUUGGGGACAUUUUCUAUUUCAGAAUGGAAUUAUGUGUUGUGGGGCUACAUGCUCAGUCCAUGGGUGGGAUUGACUCCAUGACCAUCAAGGGUGGGUUUGAGGAUGAACCUUUGGCUCUAAGUAUUGUCUCAUCAUAUGAAUAUGAUGACCAUGCAGAUGAUGAUGAUGUUUUAAUUUAUAGUGGACAGAGUGGGAACUUUGGCAAGAGAGACACGGUGGCGGCUGAUCAGAAGCUUCAAGGGGGCAAUCUUGCUCUGGAAAGGAGUUCACGACGGCACAAUGAAGUGAGAGUCAUCCGGGGCAUGAAAGAUCCUGCUGCUCCAAAUGCAAAAAUCUAUGUCUAUGAUGGUCUGUACAAAAUUCAAGAUUCAUGGAUAGAAAAGGGGAAACAUGGCAGUGGUGUAUUCAAGUACAAGUUGGUGAGAGUGCCCGGACAGCUUAGUGCUUUUUCUGUUUGGAAAUCAGUUCAGAAGUGGAAGACAGACUGUUCUUCAAGGACUGGACUUACUCUUUCAGAUCUGUCUUCAGGAGCUGAGAGUAUUCCAGUAUCACUUGUCAAUGAUGUUGAUCAUGAGAGAUUGCCUGGUGGUUUCACUUAUUUUCAUUCCCUUAGAUAUUCUAAACCAUUCAGCUUAAUGCAGUCUUCUGAUGGCUGCAACUGUACAAAAACAUGUGUCCCUGGUGAUCUGAAUUGCUCUUGUAUUCGGAGAAAUGAAGGCGACUUUCCAUAUAUUGGCAAUGGCAUUCUAGUAAGUCGUAAGCCAUUAAUUCAUGAAUGUGGCCCUACCUGUCGUUGUUUUCCUAACUGCAAAAAUCGAGUGUCCCAAUUGGGUUUAAGGCACUCCUUGGAAGUAUUCAAAACUAGGGACAGAGGAUGGGGCCUUCGAUCAUUGGAUCCUAUUCGUGCUGGUUCUUUUAUUUGUGAAUAUGCUGGAGAAGUUAUUGACAAAGGAAACUUAAAUCAAAACGAGGAGCUAGCAAUUAAAGAUGAGUAUGCUUUUAAUACUAACCGUAUUUAUCCUCCAUUUAAGUGGAAUCAUACGCCUCAGUUAUUUGAAGGAGUGGAUUCAGAUGAUCCUAGUGAGGAUUAUGAUAUUCCAUCUCCUCUAGUUAUAAGUGCUAAAGAGUUCGGAAAUGUGGCUAGAUUCAUGAAUCAUAGCUGUUCCCCAAAUGUUUUCUGGCAGCCAGUUGUUUAUGAAGAAAAUAAUCAAUCCUUCCUUCAUAUUGCAUUUUUCUCUCUCAGACACAUUCCACCAAUGACAGAGUUGACGUACGAUUAUGGGGUUUCCCGUUCUGAUCAUACUGAGGGUAGAGGAAUGCCCGGAGGUCGGAAAAAAUGCUUAUGUGGAUCAUCAAAGUGCCGAGGUUCUUUUGGUUGAUGGUUUGUGUCACUGUUGCUUACACAUAGGCAUGGUGUUUGAAAAUGUAUUCGCGGCUAAGGUGAUGAUUCUGCAGCUAUUUUGGAGAACCAGAUCAAGCUCCAAUUUUGUGAAUGGAUGCUUUUGUAUAUACUGUUAAGCCUAGGUAUGCUUGACUGGAAAGUAAAUGCUCGGCUCUAUAUUUAUAAGUAGUAGUAGUUCGUGAAGAAGUUGUUUUGGAGGACUUGAAAUGGCCAUGUUGUCCUAGAAAGGACAUGCCUAGUGAUAUUCAAGGCACCAUGUAGUGUGUAUGGUUAGGCUUAACUUUACUCCUGGUUUAAUGACGUCAACUGUUUGUAACUGAUGUGUGUAAAUAUGUUUGCUUUAUGGCAAGAAACUUAUGCCUGCCUUUUGUGAAUUUAUAUUUUGGUUCUGAAAGUUA
Messenger RNA from Neltuma alba, 2708 nucleotides. Its product is annotated as histone-lysine N-methyltransferase, H3 lysine-9 specific SUVH3-like. The transcript has 3 exons. Gene Ontology annotation, cellular component: nucleus. Bases 329 to 2287 code for a protein of 652 amino acids. Gene Ontology annotation, molecular function: zinc ion binding; histone methyltransferase activity; double-stranded DNA binding. The record is from RefSeq and is a predicted model, not a curated record. Lineage: Eukaryota; Viridiplantae; Streptophyta; Magnoliopsida; Fabales; Fabaceae.